Perca flavescens (yellow perch) is the source of this 4318-nucleotide messenger RNA. Its product is annotated as fidgetin. NCBI's taxonomy places the organism in Eukaryota, Metazoa, Chordata, Actinopteri, Perciformes, Percidae. The record is from RefSeq and is a predicted model, not a curated record. Bases 348 to 1526 code for a protein of 392 amino acids. The transcript is spliced from 3 exons.
GAGAGCACAAGCCUCUCACACACACACAAACACACACACACUCACACAUAAACAUUUAUGUUGGCUCCUCUGUUGUACUUUGUGGAAUAGUGGAUUACUUUCCUGACUGAACCACUCAUCGAGCUAAUCCAGGCACGAUCAGGUGGCAGUGUGUCGGCGCGGUGUUGAACUGUGAAAUGAACCAUGAAGGGGUCCAGCAGGCCAGUCACUAGCCGAGCCAACAGCCACACAACCACCAGCAGCAAGAGAAGCAGUAGCCCAGGGAGGCCCCGCAGCAUGCAGCUGGGCCCUCACUAGCACCAAGUGGACCCGGUCCUCUCCUCUUUACCUGGGGCCAGGGCUGCAGAAUGCUCAGUCCUGUCACCCCAUACAGUCUGUUGAAGAUGCACUGGUCCCCGGAGCACGCCGCCCCCUUAUCUCAGUGGCCUGAGCAGCACCUUGAUGUCACCUCUACUACCUCGCCGCCGUCUGCCCACAAACACGACCCCUAUGCUACGGCUGGUCGCCGUAGCUAUGCCCCUGCAGGUUACCCAUGGGCAAGUGAUGACAUAUCAGCCCUUACUGCUUCUUCUCUGCUCAAACGCUACGCUGAGAAGUACUCAGGCUUGGAGCUGUCCUAUGAACGCCCUCCUACAGGGGCCUACUCAGAGCCUGGGGCUUUCCUGAAAACUGAAUCUGAGCCAUGGGCACUGGGUCAGGGCAUGGAGUGUUAUCCUGGACUGGAGGCAUUAACUGGCACCAAGGUGGGCUCUGCAUCUGUGGGCAUCCCAACCACAGGAAGUGUGACAGUAGUGAGCAGUAACUUGGCCUCUGAGCCAGGCUACAGUGGCGCUGGCUCCUGCAGUGCCCCGUCAUCUCAGGAAUACCAUCCUGCCUACAACAGCACCUACCUGUCCUCAGGAUACUGCCCUCAGCCCAGCGCAGCACUUCCCCCUGCCCCUCUACACUCUUUGCAUGCCGCACCCACUCUGGUGCCCAGCUACAGCGCCAGCACUCCUGUCUACAACUACCCUCCAGGGUGCUACCCCCAAACAAGCCUGUCUUCUGGAUACAGCCACCCCAGUGCCUCCUACCUGCCCCCUGGGAUUAGCGCCCCCACUCCUCUGGCCCCUAGGCCCACCAUGGUGGGGGGCAAUUACAACUACCCAUCUCACAGCCUUGGAGGGAGCUCCGAGGGAGGAGUGCCACUGAAACGCAAGGCCUUUGAGAUGGCAGAGGAAGGACAGGAGGGACGAGACGUGGACGGAUCGCGUUACAGAAAGUAUGGCAACGGCCAUGGAAACAGUCACAGCAAAGGUCACGGCAAUGGCUACGAUAUGAGCGGCUCGACCUCAGACCCGCAGGCCUACAAACCUGGAAAGCCCAUGAUGUCACCCCCUUAUGGCGGGGCAGGGGACUACAGCCCACCAUCAGGCCAAGCAGGAGAGAGUGUGUCAGGGGAGCACAACUUUCCUCAGCAACAAAGAAUGUCUAUGAAGAUACCUGCAUCGCACACAGCAUCUGAGGACCCCACUGCAGGGCGCUGACAACUCUGGUCGGCAUUUGAGAGGAUUCUCUCACUCUUUGGAACCAACCAGGGUUCUUAAUCCAGACAGAUUAAGGGGGGAAAAAGGUUUAAUUUCAGCAGUGAACACCAAGCGGGCACAAGACUGGUAUUUCAUGUGCAUUCUUUAGAAUUUUCAUUAUUCAUGUUUUUCCAAAGAUUCAAAGGGGCAUUUUGCCUUGUGAGGUUGAGGUAAGUUUUAGGGGUGAGGUUAAAGAAUUCUCUACAUAGAUAGCGUUAAGACAGUCUAAACGUAUGAGUGUCUGUUUCUCUCAGGAUCCUAUUUAUUUCCUUUCUGCUACUGCGGCAGCAGCACUGCAACGUUGCUGUUUUAGACGUUGGUGUAAUUAUUUUUGGCCAUUAUGUAUGUAAAAGGCCUUCGACUGCAAUACGUUCUACCACACCACAAAAAUCAUUACCGACCAAAAAGUAAGGAGAGCAAUAACUGAAAUGUUGAGAUUGCCAUACUUCUUCAGCACAAUCACUGCUACUUUACACAGCUUACUCUCCGGCUCGGUGUGGCCUCGAGAAAUGAAUGUUUCCCUGCUCAUCCCUCGCUUUCCCCAACCUUUACUCAUUCUUGACUUUUUUCAGUUUCCUUUACCCCUUCUUUUCAUGUUCUUUAUCUUAUUCUAUCCCGGUGUCCUGCUUCUUGUUCUCAACCUUUUUCAUUGCUGCAACAACUUUUGUUUUUGUCCAGUUCAUACAUAACAAGCUGCUUAUCAAAUGACUACAUUACAUUACACAUGAAGCCGCCCUUGAACAUAGUUUUGAGAAAGAUUGGGAAAAUAAUCUAAGGUUCAUUUAAAAAUGUAUUUCGCAUUCACACAAUGACAGCAUUUGAGUAUUUAAAGAUCAUCUUCAAAGCUUGUUGUUUGCCCGCAGAUUUUUGCUGAUCCAGAAACUAACAGGUAUAUUUUCUCAAGAAUCUGCAAAUAAUGGUGCAGCUUACGCCUAUAACAGUCAAACUAUUACAAUAAACAAUGAAUAUACAGAUCUACAAAACAAAAACAAACAACCAAGCUUAGGUCUGCAUACUGCUAAAAUUAAUUUAGAGCAGACAGUUUAAAGUCGCAUAAGCCCGUUUGUUACUUCUGUUUGGAUGCACAGCCCAAACUGAGAGGCAUGCAGGUCUCAGUGGAGGAUAAAUGCUUCUGAGUGACAACAGCUUUUGCUCAACAUGACAUUCUUAAAGAUCUACCCGCUUGUGUGCUAUAGAAUUUACUUGUAUUAUUUUUUUUUUUGUUAUAUAUAUAUAUAUAUAUAUGCAUACUCUUCACUUUUGGCUCUCAAAAGGAUGAUUUAUAGUCGUGUUAAUGAAUACUCAGGAAGAAUAUUGUUACCUCAGAAUGAUAAAAUAAGAAUGUAUGUUAUUGUCUAGAUUGUUUGUAGGAAGCUUUAUGGAGCAAGAUGAAAACGGAGCCAUGGCUUUUAUUAAGAGCAAAACAUACUCUGAACACUUCAGGGAAACAAUGAACUUACAAGGCCUUUGAUACUAACAGUAGAAAACACACACACACAGCUUCUUAGCUCUGGGAAAAUUAAACUUGAGGUUUUUGUACCAAGGCCUGAAAUGUUGAAUGUAAUUCAGAUUUUUUUUUUUUUUUAAAAGGACAAUACAUGCCAUAUUGUACAUCGAUGAUGUUUUUAGAUAUAUAAAACAUAUUUUCUUCAUGUAUAGACGUAAUUCUCUUAUAGGUUUUGGUGGAGAAAUGAAUGAGAUGUUAAGUGUUAGUGUAGUUAGCAGUGGGGAAACGUGUUUUUGUGGACAAACUGUCAAAAUAAAGCACUCCUGAUAAACAACUUUUAACAUAUCAAGACGUACACAUAUUACAGUAUAUGCUCUAUAAUAGGUAUGUUUAUUAAAUGUCUUAAUAAAGUGUCCAAUCUCAAUUUUCCUAUAUCAUAUUUGAAAACAGCUUGACAGUGUCACAAGUCAAUCAGCUUGAUUUGAGCUUUAACAUGAAUUGACACCAUGAAGAAAGAAGUUAAAUAUUUACCAAGUAUGUGCACGUCAGAAAAUAUGUACAGUUACAACUGUAAAUCUUUUUUUUUCACCGAGUUGUAGCUUUGUUGCUCCACUAUGCCAUCCCUUUAUAAAUUGUGCCAUACGAAUAUUUUUGCUGCAAAAUUAAAUAAAGCCGAACACUUACCUAAAAGCAUGGCCAGAGAGUGGAUCCCCUUUAAUAGUACGAUUUAGACUGAAAUGCAGCCUCAAAUUUAGUCUGAAAUUCAAUGUGAUGAAAAAGUAUUUCAAUUUGGAAAUAUAAGCACAUUUAUAAAAUAGAACUUCCUGAACAAAAAACUCAUCACACAAAUAUUUAGCUUCAAAAUAUGUUGGAGAAAAAAUAUAGAUAAAUAAAAAGGUGUUAUGCAAAUAAUAAUGUAUUCUUAUCCCCAUAUUUUAAAAGUAUUUAAGCGCUUAGCUACAACAAUUGAAUGCUCUUCAAUGCCACACAACUAAUUUGUUCUACGUUACCUACACACUGCAACAAACAACAGAAUGUGCUGUUUUUUGAUGUUACUCUAAUUCAUUGAAGUUAUUGGAGUUGAAUUUGUCCAACUGAUGGAAAAUGGCAUUUCAGUGUUAUCUUUUUAAUUCAGUUGUACUUUUGUUGUAUCUUGUACAUUCGCUGUAACCAUUUCUACCUCAUUUUGAAGACAUUGUACAUGGAAAUAUUUAUUUCAUGUCAUUUCACAUGCCAGUUUAAGGAGCAAUGUUUCUAAUUCUUGACCUGUUAUAGUCUACCUCACUAAAGACUGUUAUGUCAUGGA